GUAGUUUUUCACACUGUCGUGAGUUUUCCUUACGUUUGCCGCCUCACACUCAUUUCUAAUUGUGAUUCGUAGGAAGUAAGUUCUCUAGUGCAAAAUAUUCAAAUAAAAUAGUAUAAUUCCAUCAAAAUAAAUCGGAACACAACAAUAAAUACAAGCAAACACCACCAAAUAUCCGAAAAAAAAAUUCCUUUAAAAAAAAACGAAAAAAAAAAGUAUCUACUACUCGUCGCCAUCGUUUUUGGUCUUCUUGUGUUCAUCCGUUUCAAAAAAAAAAAGAAAUAAAAAUAAAAAACGCAUCGAGAUUGAAUAAUAUUUAGUAUCUGGCAUCACGCAACUGCAAUUAUAACUGUGAAUUUCAACGCGAGCGACAACGUACGCCACAAGGAUAACGUAACGCAGCAUAACGUAAGGACUAAUCCAAGAGGACUAUAUAACGAUUUCAAAACGAUUUCAAUCCCAAGGAAUACAGCCAACUGUAUACAUGCGUGCUAAAACCGUAAAGUCAGUGAAUGCAACUUCGAUAGCUAUAUCAGCAGCCGCCUAAUACCGCCAUCCAAUCCGAUCUAAUCCGAUCCGAUUCUCGACCUCGACCCUUUAAGAAAUCUAAGAAGAAUCCCCAGAAAACUUAUCUCGAUAAGUGCGAAGCCGAAGACGAACCGGCAUCGAGUGAUAAAAUAGAAUUUGGCCAGCGCGCACCCCACUACCCAGUAACAGCCUCAAGAUUCUUCCCUUCGGAGCCGCCAACUUUCGUCUGGAGACGACACCACCAGAGAUGCACAAGAUAGCAGCCGCACCGCCGCCGGCCGCAGCGCCAGCCGGAGCGCUCGAGGCACCACUGGCGGGUCCCAAAUACGGCACACUCAUCCCCAAUCGUAUCUUUGUGGGAGGAAUCAGUGGCGAUACCACCGAGGCCGACUUGACCCGCGUCUUCAGCGCCUACGGCACCGUGAAGAGCACAAAGAUCAUCGUGGACCGCGCUGGGGUCAGCAAGGGCUAUGGGUUCGUCACAUUCGAGACGGAGCAGGAGGCACAAAGACUGCAAGCGGAUGGAGAGUGUGUGGUACUGCGCGAUCGCAAACUGAACAUUGCACCGGCCAUUAAAAAGCAGCCCAAUCCUCUGCAGUCGAUUGUGGCCACAAACGGAGCUGUUUAUUAUACCACCACGCCGCCGGCACCCAUCAGCAACAUCCCCAUGGAUCAGUUCGCAGCCGCUGUAUAUCCGCCAGUUACUGACUUUACAGCCGCUGGAGUGCCAGCCAUCUACCCACCUUCAGCCAUGCAAUAUCAGCCAUUCUAUCAGUACUACAGUGUGCCAAUGAAUGUACCCACCAUUUGGCCUCAGAAUUAUCAAGGAAUUUAUCCAUGUUAACUUUGAGGAUGCAACAGCAACAGCAACAAUAUAUAGUGAUGCUACAACUACUACUACUACAACAACAGCAACAAACAGCCACAACAACAACAACAACAAGUAAACUACAACAAAAACAGUAUAGAAUUUAUAUAAACACACACACCAACACCAGAAGCACAAGCUUACAGACAAAAGUACACAUCCCAGCUGCAAUUUCGGAAAUGUUUAGUCAAAGGAGGUAAAUCUUAUAGGAAGGACACUCUCACACUCUCACACACACACAUGCAGGCACUCACACUCACACACAUGUGCAGUGACAAGGAAACCAUUGCAAAAUGCUGUAAAGUAAGCUGCUUAUGUUAUUAAAAGGUAGCACUGCUGUGUGGGAGUGUGGGUGUGUGUGUGUGGCAGUAGGGGAGUAGGGGGAAUGGUGGGGGGAGGCUGGAAACAUUUAUGAUGUGCAAUUAGCGGAGAGGAUCGAGUGGGGGGAGGAGGGUGGUCCGGUCCACAAGGACCAUAAGGACAGUUUUGACAAACUGCAGUGAGUGUGGAAAGUCAGCAAGCGAAAGACAGAGAAUAAAUCGCAUAAGAGAACACUUGAAAGAAUAUUAAAACUAUAUUAUAUACAAAUACAUAACUGGAUUAAACAGAGAGGAGGCAGCUGCAAACACACACACACACACACACACUGAACAAGCAUACUUAUAUAUAAAUAUUACAUACUAUAGAGAAUAACUGAGUAAAUUGCAUACACACACAUACUAUAAUGGUAGCUAAGAUUGAAGAUGGGCAGCGGGUUAGCGGGGCAGCGAUCGAAGAUUAAAGACAUAAUAUUAUGCAUAAAUUAAUUUAUAUACAUAUAUACAGUACAUAUAAAGCGUAAAAUUACUAUAACUCGUAACUGUAAACUGGUAUACUGUUAUACACAGCCACAUACAGCGAUACAAAGCAAAAAGAUGAGGAUAUAAGCAAAAAAGGAGACGACAAAGUCAAACUACACGCACACUACUACACUACACAACACACUAAACACACGCACACUAGCGAUUUCUGGUCAGAGAGUCAAGGAUAAAACAUAUGUCCUUAACUCUCCGAUCGGAAGGCGGUAGAAAACACUAGAAAACUAACUUGUAAGCCAAGCAAAAGAAAACUGAACUAAAUUUUAGUCUAAAAUGCAAGAAUACUAAAGGAAAAAACGUAAAAUUGAUAAACCCUAGUUACUUAAGUCAAGCAAAAAGUGAACUAAAAUUAAACAAAAACAAAAAAAAAAUCAACUACAAUAAAGAUAUUCAAAAUAUGCUAGCUAAACAAACAAAAAAAAUGCAAAACACACAACAACUCCCAAUUAAAAUGUAAAGGGGAGGCAUAUAUUAGAGAGACUAUUAAAGGAAAGCUAAACUCAAAGCUCUAGCGAAUGGAAAAUAGAUAAAACUCAAGCAAUACAUAGACACUCAUAGGUGUGUGUUACACAACAAUAUAUAGUUAAAAUAAAAUAACAAUUUAAUAAACUAAUGUACAACCAAAAAGAAAAUGAGAAAAAAAAAAUACUUCAAAAGAUAAAAAUUAGGAAAAUCGUACUCUGCAAAAAUGUUGAUUUAUUAUUUCUGUUUUUCAACAAAACACACACACACACCCAUUGUAAUUCAAAAACUUUUGUUGUAUCUAUAUUGUUAUGAUGAUGAUGGCAUCAAACUAAUCAAAAACACGAGAACGAGAACGAAAGCGAGAUGUGUUAACCAAAAUUAUUUAAUGAAAUACAAAUGCCGAGAUAUACAUUUGCGGGGGCAGACCACGACCGGCCGGCGACCAUCGAUCGAAUUCCAUUCAAAAUUGGUGCAUCAUUUGGCUGAAUAUGAAGAAUACCUUAGCGGAAAAUUCAAAAUAAAAAUAUUUAUAUAUACGUAUAUGCCUUAUUGAAUGAAACUAAAUUAUUUGCCCACAAAUACUGUUAUCGUAUUGUAAUUGAAAAUAAUAAACCAACCCAGAGGUUUCAAAAAUACCUGCUAAAAAGACGAACAAAAAAAAAACUGAACCGAUAACCGAUAUCGUCGAGGUCGCCAGCCCAAAAACCAAAAAUAGUCGACAUGCUGCCGCCGCAAAUGGCAUUUCGAAGCGAAACUUGUUGACAAAUUUUUACUAAAUUGUUAAAUAGUUAAAUACAAAACCUUUUUAAAUCGAAUUGUAACAAUAAUUAGAAAUCAGUCUUUGUUGAAACGAACAAAAACAAAAUAUAAAUGGAAUGGAAAGCAAUAAUUCAAUAAGGCGUGCUCUAGUUAAAAACUAAUACUGAAGUCAAGUCGAUGAAGCAACAUAGAAACCACCAACCGAGAGUACUUACAUUUAUGUCAGUCAAUAGGGAUUUCA
Messenger RNA from Drosophila ananassae, 3715 nucleotides. RefSeq names its product protein boule. Bases 773 to 1369 code for a protein of 198 amino acids. Lineage: Eukaryota; Metazoa; Arthropoda; Insecta; Diptera; Drosophilidae. Gene Ontology annotation, molecular function: protein binding; RNA binding. The record is from RefSeq and is a predicted model, not a curated record. The transcript has 8 exons.